Candidula unifasciata is the source of this 1365-nucleotide messenger RNA. The record is from the annotation of a GenBank genome assembly. NCBI's taxonomy places the organism in Eukaryota, Metazoa, Mollusca, Gastropoda, Stylommatophora, Geomitridae.
GAUGUCCAGAAGCACUCAGUGCACACUUUGGUGUUCAGGUCACUCAAGCGGACACAUGACAUGUUUCUUGCUGACCAGAGCAACGCCCCAGGAAAAGAUGAUGCCAGUGAGAAGAUAAAACGCCUGGUGAAGAUCCAAGAUGAGUAUGGACCCGUCAAGGAGCUGGCCAGACGUGAGGUCAGGAGCAAACAGCUGCAGCAAGCAGGGAGUGGUGAUAUGGUGAAUGGAACUUCUGGGGGAGACCUCCAGAAUGCAGACGGAAUGAGACUUUCUAACUCACAGCAGGAUAUGGACAAGAUGGACCAGAGCAAGGCGCUGGUUGCAGUCAACAUCGGCCAGCAGCAGAUGUUAGUGCCCAAGAAAGCUCCAACAAUGCCCAAGCCAAACUGGCACCCACCAUGGAAGUUAUACAGGGUGAUUAGUGGGCACAUUGGUUGGGUGAGGUGUUUGGCCGUGGAACCAGGCAAUGAGUGGUUUUGUUCCGGUUCUGGAGACAGAGUCAUUAAGAUUUGGGACCUGGCAUCAGGCACCCUCAAGUUGUCCCUGACAGGUCACGUCAGCACCGUGCGAGGCCUGGCUGUCAGCGCCAGACAGCCAUAUUUGUUCUCUUGUGGCGAGGAUAAGAUGGUCAAGUGCUGGGAUCUUGAGCAGAACAAGACCAUCCGCCACUACCACGGACAUCUUAGCGCUUGCUAUGGCCUUGACCUCCACCCGACCUUGGAUAUUCUCACGUCUUGUGGGAGGGACGGCACUGUUCGGAUAUGGGAUAUCCGCACAAAGGCCUGUAUUCACACGAUGACCGGACACACAAACACUGUUGCAGAGGUCAAGUGUCAGGCAGCAGAGCCUCAGGUGAUAUCGGGCAGUCACGAUUGUACGGUUCGUCUGUGGGACCUGGCUAUGGGAAGGACAAGAGUCACGCUGACCAACCACAAGAAGAGCGUGAGAGCUCUAGCUUUACAUCCUUCCCAGUACUCGUUUGCCUCGGGAUCGCCAGAUAACAUCAAGCAGUGGAAGUUCCCAGAUGGAAACUUCUUGCAGAAUUUGUCUGGGCACAAUGCCAUCAUCAACAGUUUGGCCUGCAACUCUGAUGGGGUCCUGGUUUCUGCAGCGGACAACGGCAGCAUGCACUUCUGGGACUGGAGGACCGGCUACAACUUCCAGAGAAUCCAGGCUGCUGCCCAGCCGGGCUCCAUCCACUCUGAGGCUGGCAUCUUUGCCGUCUGCUUUGACCAGAGUGGUUCCAGACUGAUCACCGGAGAGACGGACAAAACCAUCAAGAUUUAUAAAGAGGAUGAGUCUGCAACGGAGGAGACACACCCCAUCAACUGGAGACCAGACAUUUACAGAAAGAAGAAAUAUUGA